Molecule: messenger RNA, 7058 nt
Organism: Bubalus bubalis (water buffalo)
Lineage: Eukaryota; Metazoa; Chordata; Mammalia; Artiodactyla; Bovidae
Gene: MAP2K5
Product: mitogen-activated protein kinase kinase 5
Exons: 22
Coding region: 719-1993 (424 amino acids)
Biological process (GO): protein phosphorylation
Molecular function (GO): protein kinase activity; ATP binding; protein binding
Source: RefSeq, a predicted model, not a curated record
GGCAGGCGGGUCCGCUCUCCGGAUCCCGGGGUUCCGGCGCCGCGCGUUUUGGUUCCGGAGUAACAGUGCCCUCGCCGCUGCCUUCCCCCUCCUGCCGCCGUCUUCCCCCUCCUGCCGUUGCCGCCGCCGCCGCCGCCGCCGCCGCCAAGACGCUGGCCUCGGAUGGCCGCAGCUGAGUCGCGCGCCCCGCGUACUUUGGCUGAGGUGGGGCAGAGGACUCGUCUCCGGCCUUCCCGGGGACGGUCCGCUCGGCUUUCUUUUGGUCCGGCGGCCCUGGAACUCCUUCCUAACAGCCCCGAACUGAGUCCCCCCAAGUCGGGGACCCUCCGCUCCUCUUAAGGAGGAGUGGACACCUGCCGCUGUAUCUCCCUAAAACGGGGUCCUCUCUUUGCCGUCCCCUCACACCCACACAGACGGCAGAGAGCUUCACGAUCCCUUUUGCCAUCUUCUCCAACUCCAGAACCUUCUGACCUCCGCUAGUUCCUUCUGGCUUCUGCCCCUUAUACCCCGUCCACUCUCAGCAGGAGACGUCCCUCAACCCCCUACAGCUUGGGCCUGGCUGCGAGCCUGCGGGCUGCUUCCGGACCACCUCCUCUCUUCAACCCUCCACCCGCUCCGUGCUCUGACCCACGGUCCUCCUGUCACCUCUUGGCGCCCCCCACGUCUAACCAGGGGGAAGGGGGCCCCCCUACCAGGAUGUGAGCCCCUUUAACCUGUAAUGCUGUGGCUGCUCCUUGGCCCCUUCCAUGCCAUGGAGAACCAAGUGCUGGUGAUUCGCAUCAAGAUUCCCAAUAGUGGAGCGGUGGACUGGACAGUGCACUCUGGGCCGCAGCUACUCUUCAGGGAUGUGCUGGAUGUGAUAGGCCAGGUUCUGCCUGAAGCAACAACCACAGCAUUUGAAUAUGAAGAUGAAGAUGGUGAUCGAAUUACAGUGAGAAGUGAUGAAGAAAUGAAGGCAAUGCUGUCAUAUUAUUAUUCUACAAUAAUGGAACAGCAAGUAAAUGGACAGUUAAUAGAGCCUCUGCAGAUAUUUCCAAGAGCCUGCAAGCCUCCUGGGGAACGGAACAUACAUGGCCUGAAGGUGAAUACCCGGGCUGGACCCUCUCAACACAGCAGCCCAGCAGUCUCAGAUUCACUUCCAAGCAAUAGCUUAAAGAAGUCUUCUGCCGAACUGAAAAAAAUAUUAGCCAAUGGCCAGAUGAAUGAACAAGACAUACGGUAUCGAGACACUCUUGGUCAUGGCAACGGCGGCACAGUCUACAAAGCAUAUCAUGUCCCAAGUGGGAAAAUACUAGCUGUAAAGGUCAUACUACUAGAUAUUACACUGGAACUUCAGAAGCAAAUUAUGUCUGAAUUGGAAAUUCUUUAUAAGUGUGAUUCAUCAUAUAUCAUAGGGUUUUAUGGUGCAUUUUUUGUGGAGAACAGGAUUUCAAUAUGUACUGAAUUUAUGGAUGGAGGCUCUUUGGAUGUAUAUAGAAAAAUUCCAGAGCAUGUCCUUGGAAGAAUUGCAGUGGCGGUUGUUAAAGGCCUUACUUAUUUGUGGAGUUUAAAGAUUUUACAUAGAGAUGUGAAGCCCUCCAAUAUGCUAGUAAACACAAGAGGACAAGUCAAGCUGUGUGAUUUUGGAGUUAGCACUCAGCUGGUGAAUUCUAUAGCCAAGACGUAUGUUGGAACAAAUGCUUAUAUGGCGCCUGAAAGAAUUUCAGGGGAGCAGUAUGGAAUUCAUUCUGAUGUCUGGAGCUUAGGAAUCUCUUUCAUGGAGCUUGCUCUUGGGAGGUUUCCAUAUCCUCAGAUUCAGAAAAACCAGGGAUCUUUAAUGCCUCUCCAGCUUCUGCAGUGCAUUGUUGAUGAGGAUUCGCCCGUCCUUCCGGUUGGAGAGUUCUCCGAGCCAUUUGUACAUUUCAUCACUCAGUGCAUGCGAAAGCAGCCAAAAGAAAGGCCAGCACCUGAGGAACUGAUGCUGAGAGCAUUCUCUGGAAUGCAUGAACUGUAGAGCCCAUUUGUCACUGUGGGUGGGGGCCUGCCUUUCACAGAAAGAGCAGUUUAUCUCCCAAGCCCGGUGACUCCAGCCAGCAGGAUACCAACAUGGUCUGCACAGCUUGGGCCACAUCGGCUGUGAAGACUGCAGGAUUGCUGAGAUUUCCCUAUGGGCCUGCCUUUUCUAGAUCCAAGGGAGAACAUCAGAGGUGAAGUUGGACAGAAAUAUCGAAAGUUACAGACUCGUCAAGAAACUCUUACAUGAACUUGAGAGUGUCCCUGACAAGUCUCAGCCUUAGUAAAUGAGGAUACAGGGAGAGGUGUGCCGAAUCUCCCUCACCUCUGGGCCUGGGCUGUGCAUGUGGCGAGUGCUCAGGUGGUUUUUGUCGUUUUAUUUGGGGCAGUCGCCUUACAUAUGAGAAUACUUGAGUCUUAAAAAUCAUCAUCUUUGCAGUUUUUGACCAUGUCAUUCUUAAAAGAUGAAAUGUAAAACUCAGGUUUAGGCUCUAGAGUGUUAGAACUCAUUUAGCCAUUUAGCUAUUUAAUUCUCUCUGCUUUGCAUGGUUAUUCCUAAGAUGGCUACAGUUUUUCUGUUCUAAGUGGAAAUGUCUUAAAAUUGGACUAAGAAAUUCGCUUGAUGUUCACAUUUGGGGGAGGCCAGCCAGGAUCCACAGGAACUGGUACUGUUUUCUGGCGCAUAGCCCUUAAACUACAUAAAGAAUUAACUCAGAAUUCUCAUCAUUGGCAUCCACAUCAGCUUGAGAGAUCACAGAAGCAGGCAGACAACUGAAUUCGGUAGAUACAUACCGACUAUUAUGUGCAAAGUCCUGUGCUAGACUCAGCAGAAGACACAGAGUACGCCUCACACAGACAGUGUUGCAGAGGGUGAGGCACCUAUGCAAGUAACUAGAAUAAACUAACUACAGAAAAGAAUUGCAGAGGUCUGUGGGGAUCCACAGAAAUGGGGAAAAGCUAUGUGGAGAAGGUGGCAUUUGAAAAGGGCCUUUGGAGGUUGGAUUGAAUUUUAAUAGAGAGUUUGCAAGGAGUCAUUCCGGGCAGAGGAAAGGAUGGGCAAAGCAUGAGUCUGCCGAGCCCCCAGACCUUUUCAGAGCAAUGUGAAACCUCCAGUGCUGCUGCAACGGGAAUCCCAUUGACACUGGCCUCCUGGAGUCACAGACCCACAAAGGUUGGGUUCAGGUAGGCAAUAUAUUCACCACAUGCUGGGCAAUCUGUUAAGAAAUUCCACUUCUAGUAGAAGGAACCCUAGUAUCCAGGUCUGAAAACUUUGACUUGACAUAGAAGCAGCCACCCACCCAUCAGUACCUUUUUUCUUGAAUAAAUUCUCCUGAGUGGACUCCUGCUCACUUAUAGGAAAGUCCUUCAUCCUUGGGAAAGAUCUUCCCUCUCCUCAGUGCCUUCCGAGUUGUGUCAUGAGUAAUUCUUCAAGUUGUUGUUUAAAGCUAGUUAUUGCUAACUUUAAGCAAAGGAAAACCAGCCAUGUGGGCAGCAAGGAACAUUCAGACAGAUAGGAACCCCCCCACACACACUCUUUCUGCUCCUCUGAUGAUGAUUCCAUAAUUAACCCAAUUUUAAGUCACCCUGAUAUAAAGCACAGGAAAGACCUACAUCAGUGCUGCCCCAGCUCUGUGACUGAAGACCAACAAACUUAGCAAAGUAAGUUUCCACACUGCAGAAACUCUGAGGAAGUGGCAGACAGUGUUCGGAGGCGUCAGACAACCAAGCAAGGGUGUUCCAGCUUCUGUGGGGAAAGGGCAGCCUCUGCCAGGCGGAAAGCGUUGAUGGGAUUGCAACAAGACAGGAGAGGAUGGUGAUGUGCAGGCAGUGGGGAAGGUUUCCCAAAUGUCAAUUGGGAAGAUUGAGGGAAGCAAAGCAUUAAGGAUCCUACCCCUGCGUUCAGGGAGAGAGACGACCUGAGAUGAAGGCAUAGAGAUGGAGAGGUGCAUGGCUAGCUUGGCUAUUCAGAUAAUAUGUUUACAUAUUUUUAAGUAAAAGGCACAUGGUGAGCAACCUUGCUGUAUAGACCAUUUGUAUAAACCACAGAGAAUUCCUUCUGAGGAAUUAAUCUUCCUUCCAGGUCCCUUUAUAGUAAAGGUCAGGCUGAUUUAGCAGAAAAGCCUCCCUUCCCUGGUCAGUGGGUCCCUAGUCCCUCCCCACUCUCUGUGUCCUCUUCUGAGAAUGAAAGGGAUGGACUAGAUAAGUAGUGCUUGACCUAGGGUCAGUGACUUCCGGAAGUCUGUUAGAGCCCCUGAAAUUACUCCCAAACCAUAUGCUUGUGGGGAAUGCGUUUUUCUUUUAAAGAGAAAUUCAUGGCUGUCAUCAGUUUUUCAAAGGGGGACCGUGACCCUAAGUGAUUGUUCAGCUCCUCACUUCCUUCCCACUUUGAUCACAGGAGCUCUGUGGCCAAGACCAGGCGAGCUGCUCCGGAGGGGGGCCUUCAUUUGGAGGGUGAAAUGCUUGCUGGCAUGGGGGAGGGAAGGAAAGGGAUGGGCCCUCCCUGUGGGACUCGGCGGCCGGGCUUCCCACCAGCUGUCAGGCGGCCCUUUAACCUCUCAGCCUAUCCUGAAUGUGGGCCUUGACUCAAGCCAGGAUGGUGUGGGCCAUGGGCACCUAUGCAGUUACAAUUUAGGUUCAGAGCGCUGUAGAUCCUUCUAUGCAUUUAGAGUGUUUCCAGAAGCUUUCCAUGUCUAAGCUCUAUUUAAUGGAAUCUAUGCAUAGUAAGUAAUCAGGUCAGAAAAGCCGCCUCCCGGUUUGAGAUCAAUCGCUGGCUAAUACUUUAUCUAGGCCACUUUAUUAUCUCAUGCUGAUCCGAUUGCCAUUCUCCUCCUCCUUUGUACCAUGCGCUUCGGCUGUGGUACAAGUACGUACCACAUACAUAUUAAAAACAUAUACCCAUUCUAUCUGUAUGUAAAUGUGUGAGGCACAGCUGGAUAUUGCAGAGGAGUUUGAUUUACUAAUAGUUAUUAUCUGUUCUAGCUGUUCAGUGGCAGAGAGAAUUUCAGAGCAACAAGCUGGCGCAGAAAUUGUCUUUAUGCUGUUACUAUACUGCUUUAGUAAUUGUUUAAAAACAUGGGUUUUCUCCUCAGGUUCCCAUAAUCAUGCCUGGUACUUUGUGCAUUUCCUGGUACAUUCCAGAGCAGGGCAUCCUCGUUCAGCAUUUCCUCAGGUUUGGUUUUCCACUCAGGCACCUGAGAAGAAACACAGAGUGCAGUUUGCAAUUGAAAUUUGACAUUUUGCUUAGAAAGCAAGUAAAUAGCAGGGCUGGAAACCCCAGAGAAGCAAGUAUGGGUCUUGCGGGAGGAGUGUCAGUUAUAAUCAAAAUAGUGCUUUUAGAAAGAUUUUUUUUCCCCCCUUCAUCUGAAUUCCAGCAGCUGCAAACUUGAAGGCAUCUCAUUUCUCAGAAAAGGCUUUAUGUACUGGAGGUGGUAUUGUUUGGGGGCUAAUAAACACCAAACUGUUCCAGAAGAAUCUGUUUAAACAUUUAAUUACUUGCAAAGAGAUGUUAACUUGUUUAACUCCUCUAAAUUACAUUGUCACUGGUAGCUUUUCUGCUUAUCCAAAACCUGAUUAUAAUUACAUUUUCAGAUAGGCUGGUGCGUUGUUCUCUAAGUGAAUCCAGGUAUGCGAUAAAUUGGGCAGGGUCCGUUUUAAAAAUUGGGAAAACCAUCAUGUUAGGAUUUUUAUCUCCAGCACUCAAAUUCCAGUGUGACUUCUGGGUUCAGACCAAAUGGCUUUAUUAUGGGACUCAAACCCACAGAAUGCACUGGAUGGUUAAGGAGAUGAUUGUAGUCAGGCUGUUGCAAUAGGGAGAAUUGUUUUUUAGUGAGGAGUGUCUCAAAGCAAAGGGAGGGAGCCAAGGUUAUGGAGGCAGGUGAACCAGGGAGUUAGCUGCCAACCUUACGGAAGGAUGGACAGGGGUCUUAUCUCUGUGAGAGCAGCUAGUCUUUGGAGCUAACAUGGAAGUAGGGAGAUUCCUCACUUAUUACUGCUUUCUGGAAGCCUAGGAUUCAGAUAAAAUUCAGCAUCAUCACCAUAUUCUACUAACCGGACCAAAGAUGAAGUUCCACUUUAUUUUGGUCCAGUGCUUACUGAGUCCCUAAGCACAAAAAUGAGGAAAGGCACAUUGCCACGCACAUAGCGCCUUGCCCAGCGCUCAUGGACCAUGUGCUUGUAAUCUAAGCUUUUUAAGCUGCUAGUGGUGGUUUAACAAGCGAUUCUGAACUUGGUGGUAGUUUACUCCCUUUAGCUAGUUUGCUGCGUCACGUGGACCAUGUAUUAAAAAUAGACCCUUAGGGCCAGACUUACACGUGUGUCUAACCUCCAGUUCUUGCAGACACCAUUUUUGCUUUUGGUUUUUCUUUGGAAAGUGCACAUCAGCUCAUUGGCCAGGACACCCCAGAUUUGCAGAGGGAAACUGGAUAAUAUUGAAACUUCAACUAAAUAUUUUCUCCGAGCACAAAAGACUUCACAGAAGCCCAGGGGCUCCACAUAGGGUCCAUUUGACAACCACGUAAUGAAUUUAUUAUUAUUAUUAUUAUUUUCAAGUUUUAAAGGCCGUUAAAAUCAUCUGUUUUGUGUCUGCUUAUAAAUGGGAAGGCACUAGUAAGAAGUUGAUUUUAGUUUUUAAUUGCACAUAAUUACAACGGCAGAAUCACUGUCUGGAUGCUUGAGAUCACACUGAAUCAGACAGCUUUAAUUUGAAUUUUUGAUGACAUGUUAGCACUUCAGCGAGAACAGAGAGAUUAUAACCCCAGAAAGUAAGCUUUGUUUUUUCAUGUGACUGCUUAAUCUUUUCACCAGACUUUAGCAGAUAAAUGCAUGUGUAUACGUGUGAAUGUAUUUGUAUAUAUGCACAUAGCCAGAGAUAUACAGAUAGAUAAAAAUCUGUCAUUCCUUGAUCAUAGUGAUCUGACAGUUUUAAUUUCCCAGUUAAGGAUAACUUUUUUCCUCCAUCAGUCAAGUCCGAUGUCUUAAUAUGGUGAUGAUUUGCCUGUUUAAGAUUGCGAUUUUUGAACUCCUGCCUGCAAGUCUUCUUUCUUGUUUUACUGAGCUGACUGCCAUCU